Molecule: messenger RNA, 2098 nt
Organism: Amoebophrya sp. A120
Lineage: Eukaryota; Dinophyceae; Syndiniales; Amoebophryaceae
Source: the annotation of a GenBank genome assembly
GGAGAGGGGGACAGGUCGUGUCUUCUUCGUCACUGGUUUAGUCUGCUUGAUGAGAGACGUCGACAUCGCAUUGACCAUGAUGAUUCCCAUUAUUGUUGCAAAAGAAUGCAGUGCAAGCCACAGCUUGAAAUUGACAGCCAGUUUGAAAUCAGCAUGGCGCGCACGGCUUCGCCCUGCCGCGUUUCCGUGGGAACGUCGACGCUGCAGUCUAUUUGCCUCUCGUCCUCUUCAUCGUGCAUGCGCGCGAAUGCGGCCCUCGUCGUAAGCAAGGCUGGGACAACAGCAGGCAGGCCCGCGCCUCCCAAUGCAAAUCCACCGCAUGCCAACGUGCAUAACGUGUUGACGUUCACGACGGGACCAGUGAAUGCGCAAAGCUUCGCAAACACGGACGAAUUGCGAGGGCUAGCCACGUUCGCGCUAGUGGACGACAUCCAGGCCCGGGUGUGGCGUUCGUACCUCCCGGAAAUUGUUGCGGAAGCGAGACACCUCCGGCACCAAGCACUCGAGACACCGUUGUGCCGCCUCUUCUCUCUGCGUCAUCAGCGGGACGAGCAUCUCCAUCGGGAGUACUACGUCACGGAUUCUGAAGAAGGGUCGAGUUAUGUGUCUUCCAGCUACGUGGGCUCUCCGGUGCACCAGCCCUCUUCUCCGGCUAAUCAGGGCUCGGCGACGGUCCUCGGCCACGAAGCAGAAGAACCUCCUGCAGCGGAAGGAAGAGUCAUAUUCGGAGCAGGAGAGAAAUCAGGAUGCCGCAGCCCGGGUUUGGAAAGUGGCGAGCGGUUUUUGGGUGAUGAAGAACGAGCUGCUGACGUUGAUGUUCCUGCUCCCGAACAAGGGACGGACCCGUUACCAACAGUCGGUCCGCCACAUAGACGCGCAUCGGAUACGGAGCAGAUGACAGGAUCAAGAAGCGCUUUCGUGGGUGCGACGUGUGUCGAGCCUGCAGCUGCAUCUUGGGAGUUUGCACACCUCGAACUCACUUCGCCAGCAGCACGAAACGGGAUCGGAGGCAGCGCCGGUCCUUUCUCCAACACGAGCACGACGAAGGGUCUGGAUCUCGCCUGCCUGGUCGCGCUGAGGGAAAAGUUUUCCGUGCGGGAGCAGAAGGAAGCUGUGAACCAAUACGCCGAUCCAGUUUUCCGCAAGGAGCGGUACGCGAUCGAGAAUUCGCCGUAUGCCAGGGCGCUGAUUCGUUCAUCCCCAUCUGCUCGAGCAGCGCCGGGUCGUGGUAGCGAAGCUUCUGAAGUUUCUGAAGAACCAGGUUGCGAAAACCUAGACCAACCCCGCACGGAAUCGGAUGCACAACUACGUGCCAGCAAUAAGCUGCCUGUUCGGACACGCACAAGCAGUCAACGGGAAGACGCUGCCGCAAACAGUGCGUACCCGACGUCCUGGUCCGAGAUACUCUCUUCACCUGUUCACGUCGAUUUUGGUACAGCGCAUUCAUCUUCGAAACUGAGGCGGACGCGCGUAGACCUGGACUGCAGCGUUUGCAGAAGUGUCCUAUCUGUUCGGGAAAAUUCCGUGUCAAAAAAGAUGGUCUGCCUGCCGUGCGGUCACGCAGUGUGCGAAGGAGCUUGUUUGCAAGAGAUACUGGAUCUGUUUCCGGGGCAUGACCGGUUAGUGUGCCCGUCGUGCGGCUCGUGCUGACUGCCUGCGUUUUUUUUUUUUUCGGUUCUCAGGAGUUGUUACAUUGAAAGUCAAACUAGGUUGCACCUCACACUGUUUUAGUAUGAAUUACUUAGUAUGAAAAGAUAACGGAGUCAGAAGUAAGUUGGUAAGUACGAACAAAAGCUGUGGAGGAGGUACAGUCGGUCAUAACCAUAGUCAAGAUUAUUUCUAUGUGCAUUCAUCAUAACAAACAUGAGAAGAACAAGAAGUCGUUUGCUGGGUGUGCAUCUGCAUGCCAGUUUGUAGGUGGAGCUACGUGAAAAUCAGAUGCCCCCUUUUGAAUUCUGAGUAGUUACUACAAGUAGUAGCACAGUAAGUAUGAAUUGGGACGGUCGGAAACCCACUCUGAAUGUACAUUUGCGUUUGGAUAUAUCAUUUCUUCUGCAGCAACUUUUUCGUCAGUUACAGCUGGCAGACGUUUGUCAGG